UAUAAUUAAACAAAUAACAAAAAGACAAAAAAAAAGAGACAUAUCCGAAUCUAAUAGAAGUAGACGAAUUACAAGAGAGAGGAGAGGAUGAAGGCGAUCUCAGACUUCCAUGCUUCUUCUUCUUCUUCUUCUUCCCCUCUUCGUUCCCUUCCCAGCUUCUCAUCGUCCUUCUUCGUGUUAGCUUGAACGAGAGAACGACGUCGUUCGCCUACGAUAAGAUCUUACGUACACAUUCAAAUCCAGAGAUGAAGGGAAGAGAUGUAUACUGAUAGCUACACGGACACGCGAUCAAACAUGAACCGAGGAUCCAAUGCCGCCGAUCUCGAGGAUCGAUUCCAGAGAGAGCUCGAAUCUCUCCUGCAACAGCAUCGCAACCACCAAACAUUCGGCUCGCAACGAGGAGACCGAGACGUCGUCGCCGAUGUGCACAGAAGCGGAAGCGCGCCGCCGACGGUGGAAGGUUUGUUGAGAGCCAUGGAUAAUCAAUACUUAAUGAACACCAACGCUGAUUACAUCAGAGACGCUGCGAACGUCGGCGUCGAGCUUUUAUCCGACGACGAGUUGCGUUGGCACCCUGCGUAUUUAUCGUACUACUACUCGAACGAGCACUCGAACCCGAGGCUGCCGCCUCCGUUGCUGUCUAGGGAGGAUUGGAGAGUUGCUCAGAGGUUUCAUAAUGGUGAGACGGUGUUUGAUCCUGUUGGGGAGUGGAGGAAGAAAGGUGAGAACAGCAACAGCAACAGCAACAACAACUCCUCGUCGUCGCUAUUCUCUGUUCAGCCUGGUGUUGAGCAGGCGGAGAGUGAUUUGAUGGAGCUGAGGAAUGCUGUAGCGCAGGGACGCUCUCAGAAGACGGCUGUGCAGAGGCUAGAUCCUGGGCUUGGGCCCAGAAGGAAGAGUUUCGCUGAUAUACUUCAGGAAGGACUUGACAGAGAUGCAGCCUUACGCAGCCAGCUUUCUCGGCCUGCGAGUUGCAACACUUUCCGCGACAUGAACGAUCCUGCUGUCUUAACGAAUUUUAGUCCGGGUGGAUUCGACAGCCCAUUAGCAUUCCAUGAGUCUUUACAUUCCGCUGGACAGAACACUCCAAAUGCUAUGCUGGGAUCUAACAUGAGUUCUCCGGUGCCAAGGAAUAGAACUCCUGAGUCACAUCUAGUAGGGCGAGCGUCGGCCUCUGGUUUGCCCCCUAUUGGAACAAGAGUCGGUCCUGUCGAGAAGAAGAAUACGUUUGGCUCAGCCAUCCACACUGCUGCUGAUGUUGCUGACACGCUGUCGAGGUUGAACAUGGCAGAGAUGAAUCAAGUCAAAGAUAACCUUAUGCAGUCCCAGAUUCAGGUGGAAUUGGAGAAUCAAUCUGAUGUCAUGCGUUACAUACCCAAUGGUCAUAAGAAGGCUCUGCGUCAACAGGGUAUUGGUAUGACAGAGUCAAACGAUCAGUUAUUUUCUUCAAAUUAUGGUGGAGUUAUGAGUGGUUAUGGAACAAGCCUUGGUGCUUCUACGGUGGCUUCCCACGGACAGGUCAACAUCCCUAAACGAGCCUCCUCUUCGGCGAGUCUAUACUCAACUUCAGACCGCUCUAGAUUAGGAAGCCUGGGCUUAUCUGAUAAUAUUCAGAAUGCAAAUGUUAAUGGAAUGGACUUCUCCACAGCUGGUGGUUAUUUGGUAAAUAACAAGUUGAAUUCACUAGCUGAGCACUAUUCCCCUGAAGGCUCACAUUUGAAUGGGGAAGGGGAUAUACAAAACUUGAAUAGAUUGAUAAACCAAGCUGCUGCUGAGCUUCAUUCUCCAAUUAUGGACCCUCAUUACAGCCAGUAUCGGCAUACGGCAUCAGCUACUGGUGCACCAAGUGAUCAUCCUCUUCUUAGAAACAAUCUCGGGACAUCAAAUGGAGAUACAGCUAAUGAGUAUCUCGCGAUGUUACUUGCUCAGCAGAGGCAUCAGCUGGGUAAUCUCAGUGCUGCAAAUUCCAGAUUGUUUGAUAAUCCUCCAUAUGAUCUUGGCAGCAUGUAUCUGGGAAACCAUUUACCUUCUCCUUCCAAGAAUUCAAGAAACCUCCAGAACAUGCGAAUGUCACAAUCUGCUGCCUCAAUGAUGAAAAUCCCCCUUGGAGGAUUACCGGGAUCUUCCCAUGUAGAUAUCGGCAGCGCAACGGAAGCAUCAUUACUAGAAGGGUUCAAGAACAACAAGACAAGGUCUUUGGAGCUUUCAGAAAUAGUUGGGCAUGUGAUUGAGUUCAGCAUGGAUCAAUACGGAAGUCGUUUCAUUCAGCAAAAACUUGAGACUGCAACAGAUGAGGAAAAGAAUGCAAUAUUCCCUGAAAUACUUCCUUAUGGUCGCACUUUAAUGACAGAUGUCUUUGGAAAUUAUGUCAUUCAAAAGUUUUUUGAGCAUGGUACAAACAAACAGAGAAAAGAACUCGCUGAACAAGUUACUGGCCACGUUUUGGCUCUCUCUCUACAAAUGUAUGGCUGCAGGGUUAUCCAAAAGGCGUUGGAGGUGGUUGAUGUUGAGCAGCAAGCUCAAAUGGUGCGAGAGCUUGAUGGGUCUGUCUUGAAAUGCGUUCAUGAUCAGAAUGGUAAUCAUGUGAUCCAGAAGUGUAUUGAGCGUCUUCCUCAGGAAUGCAUACAGUUCAUUAUUUCCUCAUUUUAUGGGAAAGUCUUAGCUCUUUCAACACACCCUUAUGGAUGCCGUGUUAUCCAGAGGGUACUGGAGCAUAUUGAUGACAUAGAAACCCAACGGAUCAUUAUGGAGGAAAUCAUGAACUCAGUCUGCACUCUAGCUCAAGAUCAGUACGGGAACUAUGUUAUUCAGCAUAUCAUACAACACGGUAAACCACACGAACGGACAGAAAUUAUCAAUAAGCUUGCUGGGCAGAUUGUGACGAUGAGUCAACAGAAAUUUGCUUCUAACGUUGUUGAAAAGUGCUUAACGUUUGGCGGUCCAGAGGAACGCCAGGUUCUAGUGAAUGAGAUGCUUGGCUAUACUGAUGAAAACGAGCCUCUUCAGGCGAUGAUGAAGGAUCCAUUCGGGAACUACGUAGUGCAGAAGGUUCUUGAAACAUGCGAUGAUCAAAGCCUUUCACUCAUUAUUUCUCGCAUCAAAGUCCACUUGAAUGCCUUGAAGCGAUACACAUAUGGGAAACACAUCGUUGCCCGCGUUGAGAAACUUAUCACCACUGGAGAGAGAAGAAUCGGGCUCUCGUCAUCUCUAGCUGCAAAUGCUUCUCCUUAGCCAUGUAAGUAAACCUCAAGCUCAUAACACAACCAGAGAAAGAGGGGAUAAUUUGAUGAACAGAGAGCUAUAUAUGUACAGCCUAACUAAGCAAAGCACUGGUUCAUGUUUAUAUUUAUAAUUCUGUAAAUAAAAAAGAGGGUUUUAGAUUUAAGUCAGUAAAUAAAAUGUAUUUUGGAUCUCCACUGGCUUAAGUUUAGACCUCCUUUUGGGUGUGUAAAAAGUGAAAGCAUUGCUGUUUUAUUAUGUAAAGCAAUGCUUGCUUAUCUUUAGGUCUUAUUAUCUACACAUAAGGACAAUGUAAAUAUCUUGAGGCUUUGCUCCCCAAGAGUUGCGAUAUUUAUUGUUUUAAGCACUUAAGUUUUUGAA
Brassica napus (rape) is the source of this 3600-nucleotide messenger RNA. RefSeq names its product pumilio homolog 4. Gene Ontology annotation, molecular function: mRNA binding. The transcript has 11 exons. Gene Ontology annotation, biological process: post-transcriptional regulation of gene expression. The record is from RefSeq and is a predicted model, not a curated record. Gene Ontology annotation, cellular component: cytoplasm. Lineage: Eukaryota; Viridiplantae; Streptophyta; Magnoliopsida; Brassicales; Brassicaceae. The coding region runs from base 259 to 3231 and encodes 990 amino acids.